This is a messenger RNA of Amblyraja radiata (thorny skate), 879 nucleotides long. RefSeq lists its product as uncharacterized. The coding region runs from base 1 to 879 and encodes 292 amino acids. The record is from RefSeq and is a predicted model, not a curated record. The transcript has 5 exons. NCBI's taxonomy places the organism in Eukaryota, Metazoa, Chordata, Chondrichthyes, Rajiformes, Rajidae.
AUGUCGACUUUUAAAAGAACGGGGAACUCUUGGAUCAGAGAUAACGCCGCUGGCAACUUGUACCCGGAGAUGAAAGUGAAUACCAAUUUAUAUAAUGGGAGAUACACACUUUACCGCUCCAGCACCGAUCACAGUGAACUUCACCUGGUUUGUUCUGGGAGUUAUGGUCGUAGCUAUUCCCGUGCUGAGUGGAACUGGUCACCUCAUCACCAUCAACAGCUGAAAGUAAUAGCAUCUGCAGAACGUUCUCAGCCCAUCACCAUCAAUGUCAAUGGGACCAACUUCGGGAAUCGACUGGUGACCUCAGGGAAACUCUACGAUGGCAAGGAUUUCAAUGUGAGGAUUGUCCCCGUUGUGUUUCAAGAUGCCGGAGUUUACGCCUGUUAUCUGGAAUCAACUCCAUUUCCCACCAUUUAUCUAAUCACAGUGAAAGUCACAGCUGAACCGUCUGAUGCAGUGACUGAGGGAGACAACGUUACCCUGACCUGCUCUGUGUCUCACGUCAUUGGGUCAAUGAGACUGGUUUGGAUCAAUGGCGAUGGCAAACGUGUUGGAGAAAAGACACUGACUGAGGAAGAGAAAUCACCGAGUCUGGUUAUUCAGAAAGCUGAGAGAGGCAGAGGGAACUGGAUAUGUGUUUUGUUUGAUCAAGACCUGCCCCGGCUUUUUGUCCCGUACUAUCAGAAGGACAGUAGGAAUUACACUUUCAUUAUCAGAUCUGUUGUAAUUAUCGGAGGCCUGGCUCUUCUCCUCGUCAUUGUACUGGCAGUGGUGUGGUAUCAAAGAAGGCACAAGCCUACAGCAUCAGACAUUCCUGGGAUAAAGUCCCUCACCCUGCUCAUCAACAUGAAGUGGGACAGUCAGCUGAGGCUCAGUUAG